UUCAGGGAAUUCAAUCCCACCUAUCAUAAACCCACUCUCUCUCUCUCUCUCUCCAUGGAAUUUCAGUCAACCUUUAGUUUGACUACCGCCGCCCUCUUCCUCCUGACACCUGUCGUUUUCUUACUCAUAAUCAAGUCACGUAGACAAAAACCACACCACCACCAGCUCCCGCCGAGCCCGCCGCGGCUGCCUCUGAUCGGCCACGUCCACCAUCUCAUCGGCAAACUACCCCACCACGCCCUCACCGCCCUCUCCCAAAAAUACGGCCCCGUCCUCCACCUUCGCCUCGGCCAAGUCCCCGCCGUCAUCAUCUCCUCCCCGGCGGCUGCGCGCGAGGUCCUCAAAUCGCAGGACCCCGCCUGCGCCGACCGCCCCGACAGCAUCGGCACCAACAUCAUGUGGUACGACCAGGCCGACCUCGCCUUCAGCCCCUACGGCGAGCACUGGCGCCAGAUGCGCAGGAUAUGCGUCCUCGAGCUCCUCAGCGCCCGCAACGUCCGCUCCUUCGGCCUCCUCCGCCGCCACGAGGUCGACCGCCUCGUCGACACCCUCCGCCUCUCCGCAGGCCGGCUCUUCGACCUCACGACGGCGGUGUUCGCCGUCACCAGCGCCACCACGUGCCGGGCGGCGUUCGGGAAGGUGGUGAGGGGCCGCGAGGCGCUGAUUAAGAUGAUGAGAGAGGCGGUGACGAUGACCGGAGGGUUAGAGCUUGCGGAUUUGUUUCCGUCGUCGAAGCUGCUGAAUGUUCUCUGCUGGAAUAGGUAUAGGCUGCUGAGGAUGCGGCGGCGGCUUGACCGGAUUCUGGAUGUGAUCGUGAAGGAGCACCGCUUGAAGAAGAGCGGCGAGUUCGGCGGUGAGGAUAUAGUCGAUGUUUUGAUCAGGAUGCAGGAAAACAGAGAGCUUCAGAUUCCAAUCACGAAUCACAACAUCAAAGCUAUCAUUUUCGAUAUGUUUUCUGCUGGAACUGAGACAACGUCAACGACUAUUGACUGGGCGAUGGCGGAGUUGAUGAGGAACCCUGCUGUGAUGGAGAAGGCGCAGGCGGAGAUCAGAGCGGCCGUGAAGGGAAAAACGAGCGUCCAAGAGGGCGACUCGGAGGCGCUGAGAUACCUAAAACUGGUGAUCAAAGAGACUCUGAGGUUGCACCCGCCGAUUCCGUUGCUUCCGAGAGCGUGCAGAGAAGAAUGCAAAGUUGAUGGAUAUUCAAUCCCGGUCAAAGCUAAAGUGGUGAUCAACGCAUGGGCCAUGGCCCGGGAUCCAAAAUACUGGGACCGGCCCGAGAUAUUCUGGCCCGAGCGGUUUGAGGGGAGUUCGGCAGACUUCGCGGGCAGUGAAUUGCAGUAUAUUCCUUUUGGGGCAGGGCGAAGGGCCUGCCCGGGGAUAGGGUUCGGGCUGGCGACGGUGGAGCUGACGCUGGUGCAGCUUCUCUAUCACUUUAACUGGAAGAUGCCGGUGGGAACGAGCGUGGAUAUGGCGGAGGGCGAUGGGGUCGCCGUCGGUCGGAAAAACGGUCUCUUUGUGGUCCCCACGCCCUAUGAUAAUUCGAUUGCUAUAUGAUAGUUUUGUGACUGAGUUUUCGUUCGACUUGUUGCUAAAUUUACUCUGUUUUUACAGUUUGAUAUAUGUAUUCAAGGAGCAUGAUGUAAGCGAUAAUAUAAGAUUAAUAAAAUAAUUACGCCCUCUGUUUUUUCA
Molecule: messenger RNA, 1692 nt
Organism: Salvia splendens (bonfire salvia)
Lineage: Eukaryota; Viridiplantae; Streptophyta; Magnoliopsida; Lamiales; Lamiaceae
Product: cytochrome P450 71D95
Exons: 2
Coding region: 55-1557 (500 amino acids)
Molecular function (GO): monooxygenase activity; oxidoreductase activity, acting on paired donors, with incorporation or reduction of molecular oxygen; iron ion binding
Source: RefSeq, a predicted model, not a curated record